AUGGAACUCCUUAAUAAUCUUUUCAGGGCUUCUUCGUUCCAAAACGUUGGCUCGAUAAUGCAAUUAUAUCAACAUAAUCCUGUUCUUGGUGACUUUUCUUCUCAACAACCACCCUUUUCGUUACCUCCUGAGCAUACGAAUUCUUUAUCGUCAUCCACGGACCUUAAUAACAAACAUGAAGAAGAGCCUUUAAAUAAACAAGACCUGCAACGACUUGAAAAAGUCAUUGAUUUAAUAUUUCCGAACAAAUCUGCCGCUGCAAAAGAAGCUGUUUCUAUUCUUUUAAGAUCUUCAAAUGCAUCUUCCACGAAAGACGACGAUGCAACUUCUAUGGUCCUUGACCUUCCAAUGAUCGUUGAUCAAGGCUUUGAAGCUGAUCAAAUAAAGUCUCCAUUGGGUCAUAUGUUAAACCAUACCUUCCCUAAUUCUUUGGUUGAAUUAGUUGGAAAACUUAACAAGAUGUCUAUAAACCCUGCAAGGCUAGAUUUUAUGAAUCCAAGCGCGAAUCCACCUUUAAUAAAAUCGAGCUCUUCCAAUAACUCUUCUUUAGUUAAUUUGGAUCCUCCAUCAAAAGAAUUGCGUAAAAAAUUGAUAAAUGAUUACUUUACCAAAUUUAAUGUUGUUGUUCCUAUUCUCGAUCGUAAAAAAUUCGCUGGUAUAUGGAAAGAUAAAUCUCAUCUUUCUGAAUUGUUGGUUAAUUCGACUUUAGCUGUAGCUGCUGCAAGGUAUUCUAAUGACCCAUCGAUACAAAAAACACCAAAUAAACCAGGCGGCGUGUUUUUCGACUCCGCAAAGAGGUUAUUAGAUGCUAUGUACGAUACUCCAAGGCUUGAGACUGUCCAAGCUUUAUUUCUAUUAAGCCAUGCGGAGGUCAGUGUAUCACGUAUAAAUAGUGGAUCGAUGUUUCUUGGCAUGGCCGUACAAAUGGCCCAUGCUUUACAUCUUGAACGAGAUGAAAGUUCUUUACAUCCGGAAGAGGAAGAAGAAAAGCGUAGAGUGUUUUAUUGCAUUUAUUGUUGUGAAAGAUGGUCAUCAUUUUCAAUGGGCAAACCUUCCAGUAUAGACGAUAUAAAUAUCAAUGUUCCCUUACCUACACUGAAUUCUUUCAGUUUUCCAACAAGGAGCUUCUUCAUAGCCUUUGUGAAGUUAUCACGAAUACUUGGUCAAAUUUGGAAAUUUGGUUAUUCUUCUCAACCUAAAGCUACACAUACAAGUUGGUUGGAUCAAGUAAUGGAUCGAAAAAGUAUGCUAAGACAAAUCCGUUCAGCAUUGGCCAAAUGGUUAAAGGAACUGCCUGAUGAAUUACAAUACCAAUAUUUGCCUAAUACUGACCCACGAAGUCUCAUUCAAUUGGCAACAUUUUCUAUUUUUUCUGGAUAUAUUAAUAUUCUUUUUCAUACUUGUAUAAUUGUACUUCAUCAACCAUAUUUGAGUAGUGCUUAUAAGAAUCCAAAAGUUGAAAUGCAAGGUCCAAGUGGCCCGAUUAAAACGUGUCUUACUGCGGCUACGACACUUACAGACAUCGCCAGAACGACACGGAAAUAUGACAGGGAAUCAAUUUGCAACUUUCAAUAUCUUAUAUAUGGAUUAUUACAGUCGACAAUGGUGGAAUUGGACGUUAUUUAUGAGACACAAGAGUACGAUCCAAGCGCUAAAAAGGCUUUAGACGACUCAAUUGAAGAAUUAAGAUUUGCUGCGGAAAAUUCUAGAUUUAUUUCUCUCCAAGAAACAGUUAAAGAAUUAGAGGGGGUAAUAAUGAUAGUUAACGGAAAAUCUUCAGACAUUGUGAUUCCAUUUCCAGUUGUUAUGCAAAUGAUGGAAUCUCGGAAUAAU
Messenger RNA from Racocetra persica, 1833 nucleotides. NCBI's taxonomy places the organism in Eukaryota, Fungi, Glomeromycota, Glomeromycetes, Diversisporales, Gigasporaceae. The record is from the annotation of a GenBank genome assembly.